CAAUAGUUAACUAAUCUACAGAGUGAGAUUUGUUUACAGACGUGCAAGAAGAUCUAAUCGGAAUCCAUGGCGGCCUUCUUCGGCGGCGAUCCUUUCCGGCGCUUCUUCUGGAGCCCCACCGUCUACCACCGCGCUCCUCCUGGCUCCGCUGCUCUCCUCGAUUGGAUCGAAUCCCCCGCCGCGCACAUCUUCAAAAUCAAUGUUCCCGGGUACAGCAGGGAAGAGAUCAAGGUACAGGUGGAAGACCGGAACGUGUUGGUGGUGAGGGCGGAAGGCGGGAGAAAUGAAUCUCCGGAAAAGGAGAAGGGGGUGGUUUGGCACGUGGCGGAACGCGGUGGAGGAAAGGGAGGUUUUUCCCGGGAAAUAGAGCUGCCGGAGGGGGUGAAGGCGGAGCAAAUCAAGGCCCAGGUGGAGAACGGCGUGCUCACGGUGGUUGUCCCGAAGGAGACGACGGCGAGGCAGCCUAAAGUCAGGAACAUCAAUAUCACUAGCAAGCUCUAGUGCUUCUGCGCCUUCAUCUUAGAAUUUUAUCCAUCUUAAAAUUGUAUUCAAAAUGUUUAUGCUAAUGGAAAAUACUAUUUCCCUUCUUUCCUUUGAAUUUGAAGUCUUGUGUGUGUAAAAAAAACAUACUCCCUCUCCCUUUCAUACAAUCUCUUCAUAUUUUUUGUUUGUUUGUAUAAUAUUAUUGAUAUAUUUUUGAAUGAUGAAAUUUAUAAUUUUAUUUUUAUACCUUAUUUUAUUGAAAAUUUAUCUAAAUAAUACUAUAACAUAAUG
Messenger RNA from Cuscuta campestris, 774 nucleotides. The record is from the annotation of a GenBank genome assembly. Lineage: Eukaryota; Viridiplantae; Streptophyta; Magnoliopsida; Solanales; Convolvulaceae.